Messenger RNA from Lodderomyces elongisporus, 1122 nucleotides. It is a transcript of the gene SHY1, whose product is annotated as Shy1p. The record is from RefSeq and is a predicted model, not a curated record. Bases 1 to 1122 code for a protein of 373 amino acids. The transcript has a single exon. Lineage: Eukaryota; Fungi; Ascomycota; Pichiomycetes; Serinales; Debaryomycetaceae. Gene Ontology annotation, biological process: mitochondrial respiratory chain complex IV assembly. Gene Ontology annotation, cellular component: mitochondrion; membrane.
AUGUUCAGCUUGUCUACUACUGUGACGGGGCAAAUGCUACGGAUGCGUUUUGGCUCUUUACUUCGAUGCUCACGUCGUACAGUAAAAACCUCACCCACUGAUUGGGAACCAGUCACAUCAGUUCCUGGUAAUCUACGCACGAUUGCACACCAAGCCAAGAUGCCGUUUAUUAGAAAAGCUUUACUACUGUUAAUGCUUGCAAUGCCUAUAGUAUCGUUUUGUUUGGGGUGCUGGCAGGUUAAGCGAUUGAAAUGGAAGACAGAUCUUAUUGCCAAGUGCGAGAAUAAUCUUGCUGCACCGGUCAUUGAGAAAAUACCACCAAAUCUUGAUGUUGAUGUCAUCAGUAAGGAGUUUGAAUAUAGAAGAUUUAAAUGCAAGGGACAUUUUGAUUAUGAUCAAGAAAUGUUCUUGGGACCGAGAUUGAAGGACGGUGUCGUGGGAUACCUUGUGGUCACCCCGUUUAUUCGUUCAGAUGGCGGCGAGCCCAUAUUGAUUGAAAGAGGGUGGAUUCACAAGGAUAAAGUUGUUCCAGGUACAAGAUCCAAGGGCUACUUGUCACACUUGGCGUUCCCACAAGGCGAGAUAGAAAUCGAGGCUUUGUUCAGAAAUAUGCCUGAAAAAUCAAAAAUGCAAUUCGACCAUGAACCCGGCAUGAAAUUGUUCAACGUGAUUGACGUACCCGCCAUGGCGAAGCAAAGUGGGUCAUUGCCAGUGUAUUGUCAGAUGAUCUAUGAUUUAAAUGACCAUUUAGAGUAUAAGAAGGGGAAUGAAAAUGGUACUAAUAAUGGUGAUGGAAAACCACACUCAAAGUUUUGGAACGCGCUAUUUUCUUCAGGCAAAUCUGAAUCUGUUCGAGACCAAGAAUUUAUUGCCCAGCAUCAAGCUGACCACGAUGAAACUUUUCAAUACCAAGAGUUUCAAUUUAUACAGGAGGGUGUACCCAUUGCUGCCAGACCUACAAUCAAACUUUCAAAUAAUCAUUUACAAUACCUCAUAACGUGGUUUGGGGUCUCAGCAGCAAGUACAGGAUUGUUUUUGUGGUACUUGUGGAGAAGCAAAAACUAUCAAAGUGCAGAAAAGAUGAUCGCCAAAAAGAGGCAAGAGAUGAAGAAAUUUUACUAA